Messenger RNA from Knipowitschia caucasica, 225 nucleotides. Lineage: Eukaryota; Metazoa; Chordata; Actinopteri; Gobiiformes; Gobiidae. The record is from the annotation of a GenBank genome assembly.
AUGACGAAUGGAUGUGUAAUAAAAAACGCCACCCUGGCUUUGCGCAUGCGCGGCGCUGAUAUUAUUCAUCCGAGAUCAAAAAGGAAGAACACCCUAGAGGCUACCAUUGAUUUAAAAAGAAAUGGCCCAAGAGACGAACCAGAGCCCUGUGCCCAUGCUCUGUGCCACAGGUUGUGGUUUCUAUGGAAACCCAAGAACCAAUGGCAUGUGCUCGGUUUGUUAUAA